AAACAAAACAUGUUGUUGACAAUCUUUGUUUCUUGAUGAUAGACUGCAUGGUGGGAAAUGCAAAGAUGGCCUUGAGAACAACAGGAAGUGUGAUUGUGGUUUUCAUCUUGUCAGUGUCAGGAGGACUGGGUCAGUUCAUUGUGACUUACAACAAAACCAGUAUCUUUGCCUUGAAUGGGUCAUCAGUGGACCUCCCCUGCUCUUACACAUAUCCCAGUGGGUAUACAGUCACAACAACACAAUGGCAUAAUUGGAAGUAUAGGCAAUAUAAUAAUGAAAUAAAGCACCGAUCAGAGUAUUCAGGUCGUGUUGAGUACCGUGGGAAUAAGAUCAAUGACUGCACCCUGAGAAUCAGAAACCUGAGAGAGAGUGACUCAGGAGAGUAUCGCUUCAGAUAUGAAACCAUCACCAAAUACACAUGGAGCUACAUUUGGAGACCUGCCUCAGGUGGAGUCACUCUGUCUGUGACAGACCUGAAGGUGUGGUUGACAUCUACCAUGGUGACAGAGGGAUCACCGGUGACACUGACCUGCAGAAUCAUCUCCCCUCUGAGUGACAACCUCGCCUACAUCUGGUACAAGAACAAACAAUAUCUACAGUACAACUCUUCCCCUUGGUACAUAUAUUCAGUCAGCAGUGAGGAUGCAGGCAGCUACUCCUGUGCUGUUAAAGGUCAUGAGGAUCUCCACUCUCCUGAAGUGACUCUAACUGUCAUCUACAAACCAAAGAGCAUCUCAGUGUCAGUCAGUCCCUCUGGUGAAAUAGUGGAGGGCAGUUCAGUGACUCUGACCUGCAGCAGUGAUGCCAACCCACCAGUUCAGAAAUACACCUGGUACAAGAGGAACAUUACGACACCAAAAGCACCAGGACAGAUAUAUAACAUCUCCUACAUCAGGUUGGAGGACAGUGGAGAGUACUACUGUGAGGCAGGCAACAAGUAUGGACUUAUCAACUCUUCCUCCGUGUUUGUAAAUGUUCAGUAUAGACCAAAGAACACCUCAGUGUCAGUCAGUCCCUCUGGUGAAAUAGUGGAGCGCAGUUCAGUGAAUUUGACCUGCAACAGUGAUGCCAACCCAGCAGUGCAGAAAUACACCUGGUUUAAAAAGACUGUCAUCUCACCAAAAGCAUUCGGUCAGAUCUAUAGCAUCACCAACAUCAACUCUGAGGACAGUGGAGAAUAUUACUGUGAGGCACAGAAUGAGAAAGGAGCUAGUAACUCUACAGUUAGAUUGAUCAUUGUAUCAGGAAAACAAACAUCUAGUAUUAACAUAGCUGUAGGAAUCACGGUUGUUGCUCUGGUUCUCAUUCUCCUAUUUAGCUUUCUGUGGUUCAGAAAGAGGGCUCCCAAAUCAACUGACACACGGGACACAGCAGAGGAUGGACAGGGAGGCUCUAGUCACCUGUAUGACACCAUCUCAGGCAUGGCCAUGACCCCUCCUGCAGUACAGACAGUGGACACAGACGAGGAGGAUAACAUCCACUAUGACAGUGUCCACUUCUCUCCCUUCAGAAACCAGGAAGUGCCUAUGUACUCCACUGUCCAGCUGCCCAACAAGGAAAUCCAAUACACUGUGGUAAAAUUCAAGCACCUAGUUGUUGCCCCCCAACCUGCAGCACAUGGAGCUGAUGAUACAUCUGCAAUCUACAGCACAGUCAACAAACCCAGAACCUGGGCACAAGAAGGUACAUUCUUAUGCUCUCAUACAGUGUUUCCCAGGCCUCUUACUGGAUCGCUAUAAUCCGACUGAGCUGAAUUUAAAAACAUUGUCUUGUUGAUUUGUUGAUUCACACAAUAUUUUGAUGUAUAAAGUAUAGAUUUAAAGGAACCUGCAGUAACCAUAUUAGUGUCCAAGACAAUACAGCAACAAUUUAUAGUAUUGUGAAGUGUAAGAUGUGGCAUAAUAGUUUUGUUUAUGAACGUUGUUAAAGCUGCAAUAUGUAACAUUUUGGGCAACCUAACCAAAUUCACAAAGAAAUGUGAGUUAUAGAUUUGUCAUUGUCAGUGAAAGCAAGAGUAAGAAGCGAUAGAUAUGUUCUAUGUGCACCAUUUUUGUGCUUCCUGUUCUUAAAGGGAUUAUUUUUUUAACUACAAAACAGAAAUGCACAAUUUUCACAUAUGUUGAUUUUGGGGUGGUGCUGGAGAUGUUGAAAAUGGAAUAUAAAUUUCCCUUUAAGUUGA
Messenger RNA from Oncorhynchus kisutch (coho salmon), 2179 nucleotides. RefSeq names its product sialoadhesin-like. The transcript is spliced from 2 exons. The record is from RefSeq and is a predicted model, not a curated record. NCBI's taxonomy places the organism in Eukaryota, Metazoa, Chordata, Actinopteri, Salmoniformes, Salmonidae. Bases 36 to 1739 code for a protein of 567 amino acids.